Messenger RNA from Camellia sinensis, 897 nucleotides. The record is from RefSeq and is a predicted model, not a curated record. Lineage: Eukaryota; Viridiplantae; Streptophyta; Magnoliopsida; Ericales; Theaceae.
AUGUCUUCAGAAGCUCCGAGUACAGAUAGAUCUGGUACCCUAAUCCGUGGAGCUGAAACAUUUAAAAACAUAUUUAGGGAAGGCUUCAAUAUGGAAUCACUGGAAGAAGUACUGAUAUCAUUUGGUAUUGGAGGCAUGACAUCCCAAUUUGCUCAAAUACUGCAGUCUGCAUUAGGCUCGCGGAUGGUUCCUCCUUCUAUAGCAAAAAGGCUGAAUUUGAAGCGUGUAAGAGGAAUGCUUCUAUAUGGGCCACCAGGAGCUAGAAGUGACCUACACAUCAUCAUAUUUGAUGAACUUGAUUCCAUUGCUAAGGCAAUACUUGAAAAUUUGCAUGCCUUUCAGAUUGACGGCCUGAAAGUAUUGAACAACAUUUUUAUUAUUGGUACUACAAACCGAAAGGAGCUCAUUGAUGAAACCCUGCUGAGGGAAGGUAGAAUCGAACUACAUGUCAAAGUAGAGUACCCAGAUGAGCAAGGGCGCCUGCAAAUUUUGGGAAUCUACACAAGGAACAUGAGACAAAAUUUUGUUCUUGAUAAAGAUGUGAAUCUUCACGAAAUUGCUUGUAGGACGGAUGGCUGUAGUGGCUCUACCCUUCCAUCUCUAGUCACUCGUGCACAUUCGUAUGUUGUGGUCCACACAGGGGAGAAUGGAUUACUGCAGCAUGUCAAGAAUGAUUUUAAAGUAACAAUGAACUACUUUCUCUGUGCUAUAGAAGAUGUUAAGUCUAGACUUCAAGAAUCUGACUUGGAGCCAAGCAGGAUGGGAAAGGAGGAAAUGUUCAGCACUGAAGUUUUACGCAUGGAACAAGAAAUUGCAAGGCUCAAGGAGAACACUGCACAUUUUCAGGCUACAGUUGAGAUGAAACUUGAGACACUUUGCUGUGAACUUUCAAAGUAA